Cryptotermes secundus is the source of this 1666-nucleotide messenger RNA. Its product is annotated as homeobox protein SIX6. The record is from RefSeq and is a predicted model, not a curated record. Gene Ontology annotation, biological process: regulation of transcription by RNA polymerase II. Gene Ontology annotation, molecular function: DNA-binding transcription factor activity, RNA polymerase II-specific; RNA polymerase II cis-regulatory region sequence-specific DNA binding. The coding region runs from base 103 to 1224 and encodes 373 amino acids. The transcript is spliced from 2 exons. Lineage: Eukaryota; Metazoa; Arthropoda; Insecta; Blattodea; Kalotermitidae. Gene Ontology annotation, cellular component: nucleus; transcription regulator complex.
GGGAUGGAAGCUGGAGAGUUGCAUGCGAUGUAUGGAGGUAGAAAGUAGUUGGGUCCUAUGGUCGUGUGUAGUAACGUGACGUUUCCAUGAGAACCUUCCAGGAUGGAUAUCCCUCUUGCCACAAGCCCGGACAGUUUUGCAGAUCCCAUGUCUUCUCCCGCCAGUGAUUCCAGUUGUUCUCGCGGAAGGCUCGAAUUGGAUAUGAACGCAGUUCAUGAUUUAGCGACCUCAGCGACAUCUGUUAGCAAUUAUUGUGGCGGUACUACGACAGUGACAUCUCUAAAUAAACAUCAUCAGAAUAUGGUCACCGAGUUUAUGUCUAAUAAUGUAAAUAAGAGAGCUUUGUCUUUCUCUCAAGAUCAGAUCGCUUGUAUCUGCGAGACUCAACAGCAGGCAGGGAAUUUGGAGCGUCUGUCCAGGUUCCUGGAAACGUUGUCACCCAAAGAAUUGCUGCGCGGCAACGAGGCCGUGCUUCGCGCCAGGGCAGCGGUCGCCUAUCACAGCGGUGCCUACCACGAGCUCUACGCUAUACUCGAGUCUCAUAACUACGAUAUUCGUUACCACGCGGAGCUGCAGCAGAUGUGGUUCAAGGCGCACUACAAGGAGCAGGAGAAGACGCGCGGGAGAGCACUGGGCGCUGUGGACAAAUACCGGCUGCGCAAGAAGUACCCCUUACCAAAGACAAUAUGGGAUGGCGAGGAAACGGUCUACUGCUUCAAAGAGAAAUCAAGGAACGCUCUGAAGGAAUGUUACCAUCGCAACCGAUAUCCCACACCCGACGAGAAAAGGAAUUUGGCGAAGAAAACGGGACUGACACUAACUCAAGUUAGCAACUGGUUCAAGAACAGGAGACAGAGGGACAGGACGCCACAGCCGAGGGGGGAGCUGGGUUUAAUGUGCCAAGGGAACGAAGGGUUGCUGUCCGCUUCACCAGGAGGGCCCGUUAUGGACCUCGCAAACCUGCCAGACCUGAAACCGCUGUGUUAUUCUGCAGCAUCAAAGCUAUUCGGUGACUCCAGUGGUAGUUCCAUGGGCGUGGUUAAGAAUGAACCGGGUGUGUCUGGGGCUGUCGGAAGUGGGGGUGGUGAGGAGGCCGGGGGCGGAGCAUCAACAGCAACACACCAUCAUCACAUGCUCCACCCCGCAACGUACCAUCACGGUUACCAUGGAUACGAUCCGGGGGCUCUUGCUUCGCUGCACCAUUCUGCAGUGUCGCACUCCUGAGCAGAAAACAAGAAGAAAGAAGUUGCAGUGCUCGGGGCAAACACAUACUCUUGUAGGCCUCUUAAAAUGAUCGGGAUUAUUGUUAAUACUAUUUUGUACGUAAUCGCAGUCAUUGUGUAUCGUUUCAAAGACACUGAGCUCAUCAAUCAGAUGUUUGUUUAGUAACCAACAGCAAGUAUUUCUCCCAGAUGUUCUUUGUGGUUCCAUUUUUUGGCGCUCCCACGAAGAAAAAGUUACAAAAUUAUUGUGUUAGCUAAGCCACGUUUUUAUGUCGUCUGCACAUAACAAGAACUGUUGAAAGAAUUUGAACUCUUUAAGGUCCAGUGGUCGCUAUAUGUACCACCCGCUUUACCAUACUAAAACUCUACAUUCUACCCACACAUUGUAUUUGUAUGUUUCAUAUGGUUAUGACAAUAAACAGCGACUGUUUCCCUAAACAGCA